AUGAGCAGAUCUGCUUCCGUUGCUCAGUCCACAUCCCGCCGCAAAUAUACCAACAAGCUCCACAACGAGCACGUCCUCAUCUUCGGCGGCACCAGCGGCAUCGGCUUCUGCAUCGCCGAGGCCUGUCUAGAGCACGGCGCCCAUGUCACCAUCUCAGGCUCGAACAAAGCCAAACUCGAGCAGAGCCUCUCCCGGCUCCGCAACAGCUACCCCGACAUCCCGACCUCCAACAUCAGAGGCUACACCUGCGACCUCUGCCCAGCGGACACCUACAACACCCUCAACACGAACUACCCCAACACCAAAACCCCCGCUCCCACCCCCCUCGAAACCAACCUAAUCCAGCUGCUCAACCAAACCACCGCGCAAAAAACCCGCCCGCUCCACCACAUCGCCUUCACCGCGGGGGACAGCCUCAAAACCAGCCCGCUCAAACCCACCGCGCCCAAAGACCUCACCGUGCCCACGAUCGUCGCCGAGGCGUAUCUGAACGCCAUGCGCGACGGCUUCUGUACGGGACAGGUGCUGGGCAGCGAUGGGGGGAGGCUGUUGGUCUGA
This is a messenger RNA of Endocarpon pusillum Z07020, 558 nucleotides long. RefSeq lists its product as uncharacterized. The transcript is spliced from 2 exons. The record is from RefSeq and is a predicted model, not a curated record. Gene Ontology annotation, molecular function: oxidoreductase activity. Lineage: Eukaryota; Fungi; Ascomycota; Eurotiomycetes; Verrucariales; Verrucariaceae. The coding region runs from base 1 to 558 and encodes 185 amino acids.